AUGUUUCCACAACGCCGGCCAUUGGCCUCCACAAUUCGCUCUGCGGAAUCGUCACAGCAUCGCAGCGAUAGGCACAGGCACCAUUCAAGACGUCGCGAUGCCUCUCGGGAGAAAAGGAAGGUAGAACUUAUCGACCUUGACGAUAUUUUUACCGAGCGGAAUCCUGUAAAAAUUGCUUUUAAGACUUGGCAGUUAGACGACGUAGGCGCCUCGCUGAAGAAGAAAUUCCCGGAAGGGGCCCAAGAAAUUCCAGAGGAUGCCGAGGUGCAAUUCUUUUCCGACAACAAACGCUUGGAGGGAGAUGACAUCCCUAAAGAUUCACACCCAUUAUUUUAUAGGGUUCUACGAGAAGGUGACGACGGCUCAUUCCGAGUCGUCUGGAGAGGGAACAGCGUGAAGUUGCGUAGGCCGGAGAGGGAAGCAAUAGCUCGUGAAGCUACUAUGGGAAAGUCCGUAGGUAGUCUUCGAGAGAUUGUAGCAAACCUCCUACGAGAUACCAAUAAGUCCAAGGAGGCUCUAGUACAAAAUUCCAACCAAAUCGUGAUCGAAACAGAAGGUGGCCUGGUACAGAGGCUGCUAGAAGGAAAUAGUUGGGAAGUCCGCAAGGCGAUGGCAUGGCUCUGUCGUUAUCUGAUUAUCAGUAUGAAACCAGUCGACAGCUAUUUCGUCCUACAAGGAUUCAACGAACAGUAUAUCUGCCAUAAACCAUGUCUGAACCGCCGUGGUUAUGCAGACACUCUAAAGCUCAAGACCUGGCUUAAGAAUGAGGUAUUAGCGACGGUCUAUUCCGAUAAUAAAGCUCGCCGGCGCCACAUCAACUUCGAGGAUAUCAAACUGACCUAUAAUGGUAAACCGGUCACAAGAGCUAGCCACAUUCGUCCCGGGGCAACUAUCGGCUUUGAAGUUCCCCGUUCUAUAGAGGAUAAAUUCGUUCGCGCGGAGAGUUGGCUGGUUCCUACGUCGGAGACGUGCAUCGUAUGCGGCGACGAAAAGAGAGUCUCCGAGAUGCCGAAUAGGAAACGGAUUACGGCAGCUUGUAACCAUGAUGCCACCACUUGUAAAGCCUGCGUUGGCCUCUGGAUAGCUUCGAGUUUGGAAAGAAUUACGUGGGACCGUUUGAAAUGCCCAGAAUGUCCUCAGCUACUCAAGUUCGAGAACGUCCGAGCUUUUGCUUCCCGAGAAAUCUUCGAUAAAUAUGAUAUGCUAGCUACAAAGGCCUUGCUAACGGGAAUCCCGGAGUUUAUGUGGUGUUUGAAUCCUGGAUGUGAGUCGGGCCAGAUCCAUCCCACUGGUUGUUCAAAAGCAAGAUGCUAUGGAUGCAAACGUAACAUCUGCAUACGGCACAACGUUCCGUGGCACAGGGGAGAAACCUGCGAUGAAUACGACAAGCGAACACGUAAACAGAGGAAAAAUGACGAAGCAUCCGAAAAGCACAUCAAGGAGAUGAGCAAACCAUGUCCCGGAUGCAAGAGGAAUAUAAACAAAUACAUAGGGUGUGAUCAUGUCACCUGUAAGUUUCUAAUCUCAUUGAAGUCGUUGAAUAUACCUAGAAUACCGAACUAA
Molecule: messenger RNA, 1563 nt
Organism: Daldinia childiae
Lineage: Eukaryota; Fungi; Ascomycota; Sordariomycetes; Xylariales; Hypoxylaceae
Product: E3 ubiquitin-protein ligase RNF14
Exons: 1
Coding region: 1-1563 (520 amino acids)
Biological process (GO): protein polyubiquitination; positive regulation of proteasomal ubiquitin-dependent protein catabolic process; ubiquitin-dependent protein catabolic process
Cellular component (GO): cytoplasm; ubiquitin ligase complex
Molecular function (GO): zinc ion binding; ubiquitin protein ligase activity; ubiquitin conjugating enzyme binding
Source: RefSeq, a predicted model, not a curated record